AUGAAUAAACUAUCAUGUUGUUAUGUUCGCUAUUGUAAGACUUUAAGUAAAAUAUCAAAUGUUAUGAAGACUUCCCAUCGUUCGUUUUACAAGUAAAUACACAUUGAUAAAAUAAUAAAUAAAAUAUUUAAUAGGUACUUACUACCUAAUUUGUAAAUUAUUAUAAAUUUAAAAUUAUGAUCAUAAUAAAUAUAAAUUAAAAAAAUAUUUUAUACUUUCUGUUACUUAUCUAAAUAAUUUUUAUAGACAUUUUACAAAAAAAGAUGAAACAUCACUUGAUCAAUUAAAAAACAUUUACAAAUUAAAACUUCUACCUCUUGAAAAGCGCUACUUAUAUCAUGAGUUUCAUUUGCCUCCGUUGACUGAUCAAGACUUUGAUGCGAAACCAAUGGUUCUAUUUGUUGGCCAAUAUUCUACUGGCAAAACAACCAUGAUUAAGUAAAUAAAAAAAAACUAUUUUUUUUUUUAACUUAUAGGUAAACUAUAAACUAGAUAACUAGUUUAAAGAAAUUUUAUAUUUGAAAUAUUUAGGUGCCUACUUAAGUACAAAUUUAUUUCAUCACUUUUAGAUAUCUCAUUGAAAAAGACUAUCCGGGUAUCCGAAUAGGUCCAGAACCAACAACAGAUAAAUUUACGGUAAUCAUGGGUGGCGAUAAAGAACAAUAUAUUCCUGGUAAUGCGCUUGUAGCUGAUCCAUCCAAACAGUUUAAUGACUUGUCUCGAUUUGGAAAUAAAUUUUUGACAAAACUACAAUGUGCAAUAGUGGAUUCUCCUUUAUUAAAUUGUAUUUCAUUUGUCGAUACGCCUGGUAUAUUAUCAGGCGAAAAACAAAGAUCUCAGCGAGAAUACAAUUUUAAUAAUACAUUAAAUUGGUUUGCUGAAAGAUCAGAUAUGAUAAUAUUGACUUUUGAUGCUAAUAAGUUGGAUAUAUCUGAUGAAUUAAAGGCAGCUAUUGAUAUAUUAAAAGCUCAUGAUAGCAAAUUAAGAAUUGUUUUAAAUAAAGCUGAUACAAUUGAGUAAGUUUAUAAAUCAUUUUAUUUAACUUUGAAUACCUAGAAUUUAACAACUUUAUUAUGAUGUCUAUGUAAACAUUUAAUUGGAUUCUUUUAUUGAAUUUGGUUUUUAAUUUAUAAUAUUUAAUUGAUACAAAUCAAAAGAAAAUGCAUUUAGUUAGAGAUAUAUAUUUUUUUUUUAAAAUAAAGAAUAUCAAACACAAAUCAAGGAAAUACCUGUGUACUUGUUUGAUUUUUUUUAUUAAAAUAUAAUAUGUUUGACCCGAUUUAUUGUAAUAUGAAAUAAAUUGUUUUAUGUAAAAUAAAACUAAACUGAAAAUGAAUUAUAAUAAAAUAGUUAAAUUUAAAAUAUAUAUACAUAUAUAAUUUGAUUAUUUUAUAUAUAUAUAUAUAUGUGUGUUUAUCAAUUUUAAAUAAAUUAAAUGGAUAUUGUAACAAAUUUAUUUUAUGCAUUCAGGGAAAGAGCAUUUCAUAGAGUUCACGGUGCACUUAUGUGGGCUCUUGGAAAAACAAUUGACUGUCCAGAAGUUCCAAGAGUAUAUGUUGGUUCAUUUUGGGAUCGGCCUUAUAAAAAUGAUAAUUAUAGAAUGUAAGUUUAUAAAAAAUUAAUUUAUAGUUAAUAAAUUCUAUAUAACAUUUGAAAUAAAGUGGAUUCCGAUGUUCAGACUUUAUAUUUUGCUUUUUUCUUCUUGAUGUAUAAUAGUGGUUUUUUAUUAUUUUAAAUUAUUAUAAGUAUACAAAUGUUUUAGUAUGUUUAAUGAAGAAGAAAAUGAUUUAUUUCAAGACAUGAAGUCUCUUCCACAGUAUUCAAUUGUAUCUAAAUUGAAUCAUAUUGGAAAGCGAGCAAAAUCAGUCAUAGUAUAUUAAAAUCAUAUGUUUAUUUAAAUGUGUAAAUAUUUUAUCAGACAAUUAUUAUUUUAGGUGCAUGCAUACAUAAUAAGUGAACUUAAGUCGCGUAUGCCAUUACUAUCAAAAGUUAUAAAAAGAAAAAACUAUCAAAAUGAGAUAAUAAAUAAUUUAGAAAAUGUAUAUAACGAUAUCCAAGUUAAGUACAAAAACAUAAGCUUGGGUGAUUUUCCAGAUGUAGAACAGAUGAAGGUUUAUAAAUGAUUUUUAAAUAACUUCAGCAUUUUAAUUUAUAAUUAUGUUUCAAUAGGUAGUGUUAAAAAAUCGUGAUUUCUCUUCUUUUAAGUCUUUGGAUGAAAAAUUAAUAAACCGUGCAACAAAUUUAUUGGAUGGACUUAAUAUAGAUAUUGCAGUAAAUGAAAUAGAAGUAAAAAGUAGGUUUAGCGUAAAAAAAUAAUAUAUAUAUAUAAGUACCUAUAUAAUUAUAUAUUAUUUAUAUUUUAUAUCAUAAUUAAGAUUAUUUAAGAUAAAAUAAUUAAAUUUAAGUCCUAUAAAUAAGAGCUGAUCCAGAAAAAGAUAGUGGGGAGAAGGGUGAUUUUAAAAAUAAAUAUAAGGUACACAUUUACAAUGAGCUCAAUGAUAAAUCAAAAGCACAUUAGUGAGUAAACGGGAGGAAGGGAUGAUUUCUUCCUCUCUGGAUCUGUCACUGUUUGUAAUAUAAUUGUUUCUUGUUUUUGCAUCAUAUAUAUGUUGAACUAUUUAAUUUACAACAUCAAUAAAAUAUAAAAAUGAUAUUUUUAUUAUUUUAAUUAAUUAAACUACAAUUGCUUAAAUCUUAUAAGUACCCUACUUAGAGACAGUUCACAGACAUACUUUUAGUCUUAAAUUCUAGUGUUUACAUAUAUAAUAAUAUAGUGGAUAAUCCUAAGAUAAUCUUAACAAAGUUUUAAAUUUGUAUUUAUCAUUAUUAAACUAUAAUGGAUAAUUUUGUAUAUUUUUCAGGUAAUAUAAUUUUAAAUAAAGUUGACAAUUCAAGUCCUUUUAAUGUAAAAACUGAUGGUAUUCAUGAAGGAAAAUUUGAACAAGGAUGGAUUGUUGAUUAUUACAGGGGACCUUUUGAUGAAAUAUUUAAUAGUCUUGAAAAAAACAAUGGAAAAGUAAUUCGUGCAGGUAAUUAUAAAUAGUACACAAUCAUACUAUGAAUUAGAAUAUGAACACGUUUAAAGAAUUUUUUUUUCUCAAUAUUAUUUCAAUACAUUUUUGUUUAGCUGCUAAAGAAGAAUUUCUGAAAACGAAAUUGCCCGAUUCUGUUCUAUCAAAAAUAUGGAAAUUAGCUGACAUUGAUAACGAUGGACUUUUGGAUUCUGAUGAAUUUGCUUUAGCCAUGUAUUUAAUCAAAAUUAAAAAUGAAGGCUCUGAAUUACCAACUACUUUACCAAAUCAUUUAUUACCAUUGUCAAAACGUGUUAACUCAACUAAUAGUAUAUCAAAUCCUAUUAAAUAA
Messenger RNA from Cinara cedri, 3363 nucleotides. Lineage: Eukaryota; Metazoa; Arthropoda; Insecta; Hemiptera; Aphididae. The record is from the annotation of a GenBank genome assembly.